UCCUUUAAUAACAUUUUUGUUUUCUUUUUUCUGAGUAAACACCUUUGAGGAGCAGGGGAGACAGAAGGUUGCGUGCUAGCGAGAUGAGAAGGCUGGCAUCCCAACCAGACCCCUGCUUUGGGAUGGAUAAGAAGAAAAUUCUGAUGAAAUCCAAGGUUGCUGCUCCUAACCUCCUGAGGGCCCUGCAUUCCCUGUACGAGUUGGGUCAUCUCUGCGAUGUGACAGUUCACACGCAGUAUCUAGGAACUCAGGAGGAGUUUCUGGUUCACAAAGCUGUCUUGGCAGCUUCCAGCAAUUAUUUCAAAGGACUUUUCCUGCAUGAUGAGAUGCUGGACACCAAGAAUUACACGGUGACUCUACAAGACACUUGCAUGGAAGAGUUCGCCUCUUUUCUGGAGUUCGUAUACACCGCAGAAGUAGAGAUUGAAGCGGAAAAACUGCAGCGAAUGAAGGAAAUAGCCGAAAGACUUGAGUGCAAGGAUUUGCUUGACGUUUGUGAAGAAGUGAGAGCAGAGGGCAAGAAGGGCUUAGAUUUGAGCCUCCCUCAGCCAUGCGAAAAUGGUGGAGCACAGUGGCCUCGCAUCCAGCAAGAAGAGGACCACAGAGGGAGCAGCUCUUCCCAAGUGAUGGCAGUACCCAUGCAGGGGAAACUUUGGGACAGGCCAAAACAUAAAAAGCUGCUGGCUGGUUAUGAGCUUGUUGAAGGCCAGCCAGCAAGUCUGGAGCAGCAGGGCACUGCCUUUCCAGAACCAAAAUCCAGGACAGCAAAGCCACCAAAACGUAACAAGACAGACACCAACAGCAGCCUUGGCACGGGUGUCAUUAUUCCGGAGCACAAUAGUCAUUCUCCUGUAACUCAGACCGAGUCAAAGGAAGCCUGUGUAGUGAUUAGCAGUACGCUGCCUGAGCAGUGGGAAGAUGAAAAUGGUUUAACUUCCAAACUUAGCAGUAAAACAGAACGUAGGAAAUCGCCGCGGCAUGUGGCCAAAGUCUUGCCGCAGAUGGCAUGCGAGAAGUGCAACGCAUCGUUCCGCGUUACCGAGCACUACCAGUCACACAUGGAGCUCAAGCACGAUGUGCAUCUUGCUGUCAAGUACAGCUGCAGCGUGUGCCAGCAGCUCUUCUCCAGCCACCAAAACCUCAGGCAGCAUCACCUCACCACUCACAGUGAGGAGCGGGGCUUUUCCUGCCUCUUAUGUGACAAGAGGUUUAAGCGCCAGAAGGACAUAAAUGACCAUGUCCGGAGGGUACACGAGAAGAAGCGGGACCCGCAGGCGUGCCCGUACUGUGACAAGGUCAUCAGCUCCAAGUGUGGCCUGACGGUCCACAUACGAACGCACACAGGGGAGAAACCGUACAAAUGUGAGCACUGCCCUGCCAGCUUUGCUCAGAGGUCUACUUACAACACCCACGUCAGAAAAAUCCAUGAAUCUGGGCAAGAGAGGAAACUUUUGCCGGUCUACUGGAUGGAAGUUCCGCCUGCACGCAGACCAAGUGCAGCUGGCGGCAGCAAAGACCCUGAGAGGGAGACGUGGGAUGGGGCCUCAGAGGCUGAACUACAGAAGUGUGCUGUGCUCAAAGAGGCUGCAAGCCAUGAGGAGGAACCUGCUCCCAAGGCAGACAGUAGCAGUGAGCAAGAACAGAAGCAGAAGUAUAAGGAAGCUGAAGCAAGAAGGGAAAAACCGAGUGAAGAAGGGAAUGAAGUUGAAGGUGAAAUGAGUGUGAAGGGAGAGGAGGAGGUAGAUUACGAAGCAGGGUAUUCAGAAGUUGAAGAUGAUAAUGAGGUUGCCUGUGCUGAGGGCGAUGAGGAUGAAGAACGCUCUAAUGAGAAGGAUGCUGAAGAACGUGAAUCAGACAAAGACUUUAAAAUGAAGAAGGUAAAUAAAAGUGGGGCGAAUAAGAAAUCUGCCUAUGUAAUAACAUGUGAUAAGUGUAAUGAGCAGUUCGUUUCCCGGAAAAAAUAUGUGGAUCACUGCAGGGAUGUCCAUCAGUGCUUGCCUGGCAAAGUCUAUCAGUGUGAUGUCUGCAGCAAGUCAUUUGCUAGCUACAACAGCUGGAAGGAGCAUCGAGCUUGUGUCCACAGUGAAGAAAGGCAGUUUGCCUGCACCCUUUGCAAUGCCACUUUUAAAAGAAAGAGAGAUGUGAGGACGCAUUAUAUGCGGAAGCAUGAAGGCAGAGUCAAACGCCCUCUCUGCUCCGUCUGUGGGAAGAUCCUCAGCUCCCGAACAGCGCUGGUGUUUCAUAUGCGGACGCACACAGGAGAAAAGCCGUACGAAUGUGGCAUUUGUCAUUCAAAGUUUGCUCAGCCAUCACAACUUAAGAUCCAUACCAGGUCCCAUACAGGGGAAAAGCCAUACAUUUGUGAAGACUGCGGGGCUUGCUUUGCCGAUAAAGGGAAACUCACUGGCCACAAAAGGACACAUACAGGAGAGCGCCUCUUUAAAUGCGAUGUAUGCGGAAAACACUUUGCCACCAAUGAAUACCUAAAAUGCCAUAAACGAUGCCACAUGGGUGCGAAGCCAUACAAGUGUGAGGUUUGUGGGAAGACGUUCGGCUUGCGAGCCUCGCUAGCUCAGCACAGCAACGUCCAUGCAGAAACCCGUCCGUACUUCUGUGAGCAGUGCGGGAAAACGUUCACCCAGCAGGGCGCCCUGCGGCGCCACGAGCGCAUCCACACCGGGGAGAAGCCGUACAAGUGCCGGGCAUGCGAGAGAGCCUUCACGGACAUGUCCACGCUGCGGAGACACGUGGCGCCUUUUGCAGAGAGCAGCAAGAUGGAAAGCAAUGCGGUUCUCCUUGAGUCCAAGUCUUCUCCCAUCAACCUGCUGAAUGAGAUGCAUCAGCUGCGCCUCCUGGGCCACCUCUGUGACGUGACGGUCAGCGUGGAGUACCAGGGCGUCAGGGCAGAGUUCGUGGCUCACAAGGCUGUGCUGGCAGCAACCAGUAAGUUCUUCAAGGAAGUGUUCCUUAACGAGAAGAGCGUGGACGGCCCGAGAACCAAUGUCUUCUUGAAUGAGGUCCAGGUUGCUGACUUUGCUUCGUUUCUGGAGUUUGUCUAUACUGCUAAGGUAGAGGUGGAAGAGGACAGAGUGCAGCGGAUGCUUGAGAUAGCCGAAAAGCUAAAGUGCUUGGACCUAUCAGAAACCUGCUUUCAACUGAAGAAGCAGAUGCUUGAGUCGGUGCUUUUGGAGCUGCAAAACUUCUCCGAAUCACAGAACUCUGAGGAAGAGAGUGCAGCCCAGGUGAGCGUUUUGCACGAGUCCAAAGCAGCUGCUGUGGCAGAAGCUGACCGGGCAGACCAUCCUCUGGAUCCUCCGGAUUCCCCAGCAGACAAGCCCAGAAACGGAGUGCCCCCUGAGGUGCCGGCUGCCAAAUCAAAAGAGAAAAUGGACAAAAAGAAAGAAACGAUGAAACCUCCUUAUGCCAAAAUCAGGAGGGCGAGCGGGAGGCUGGCUGGGAGGAAAGUAUUUGUGGAAAUCCCGAAGAAGAAGUACACGAGGCGGCUGAGGGAGCAGCAGAAGAACGCUGAGGGUGCUGCAGAAGAGGACAGCUACCCACAAGACCCGGAGGUGUGCGACAGGGAGAAGGAGGAGGAGGAGCAGGCGCAGAACACCAUCAAACCUGAAAGUGAAGAAUGCGAUGGUAACUUCGAAUCGGAGGAAAACCUGAACAAAUCCGAAGAGGAUAAAAAGAAACGAGGCAGUAACUUCAAGUGCAGCACGUGUGAGAAGGAAUUCCUGUACGAGAAGAGUUUCCUCAAGCACAUCAAACACAGCCACGGCAUCGCAGCCGAAAUUAUUUAUCGGUGUGACACCUGCAGUCAGACCUUUGCCAACCGGUGCAACCUAAAAAGCCAUCAGCGCCAUGUCCACAGCAGCGAGCGCCACUUCCCUUGUGAGCUCUGCGGUAAGAAGUUCAAGAGGAAGAAGGACGUCAAGAGGCACAUUCUCCAGGUUCAUGAGGGUGGUGGGGAGCGUCAUCAGUGCCAGCAGUGUGGAAAGGGGUUGAGCUCCAAAACUGCCUUGAGGCUCCAUGAAAGGACGCAUACAGGCGACAAGCCUUAUGGGUGCACAGAGUGUGAGGCUAAAUUUUCUCAGCCUUCAGCACUUAAAACACACAUGAGAAUCCAUACUGGUGAAAAACCUUUUGUCUGUGAUGAGUGUGGUGCCAGGUUCACUCAGAAUCACAUGCUAAUAUAUCACAAACGAUGUCACACAGGAGAAAGGCCUUUUAUGUGCGAAACGUGUGGGAAGAGCUUUGCCUCCAAGGAGUACUUGAAGCACCAUAACAGAAUCCAUACUGGAUCCAAACCGUUUAAAUGUGAAGUCUGCUUCAGAACAUUUGCACAGAGGAACUCGCUUUACCAGCAUAUAAAGGUUCACACAGGCGAGCGGCCCUACUGCUGUGACCAGUGCGGGAAGCAGUUCACCCAGCUCAACGCGCUGCAGCGGCACCACCGCAUACACACUGGGGAGAAGCCGUUCAUGUGCAAUGCGUGCGGGCGAACCUUCACGGACAAGUCCACCCUCCGGCGGCACACGUCGAUACACGAUAAAAACACACCAUGGAAGUCCUUCCUCGUCAUUGUUGAAGGAGCAUCUAAGAACGAUGAAGGUCACAAAACAGAACUCCCAGAUGAAGACUAUGACGUGUCACCUAAAAUGCCAGAGAAGCUGCUGUCUUUCUCGGAAAAUGGCCACUAUCAAAGCUUGGCUGCUGUCCCAGGGAGCGUGACUGCACUGCAUGACAGCGGGUCUGCACCAGGGACAGACUGUAAGUCAGAUGGGACUCCCGGACCCCAGGAAGCCCUUAUAGCUACCACCCUAAGUGAGCUGACAGUACUGCAUACACAGACAGACUCUAUUCAGCCACAGCUUCAUGCUCUGGUGAAUAUGGAGUAAGUUGGCAUUACAAAUCCAGUUCAAGCUGCGCGCUUUGUAUAGUCCUUUGACUUUGCCAAUAACCUGCUGAGGGAACUAGGAGAAGCUACAAAAAGGAAGCAGGGCUAAAAAUGAAUGGCAUAUGCUGGAUUACCAGAAUUUCCUUUAAAAAAAAUUAUUCACUUCCAAUGCGUACAGCUCCAUCCCCUGCAGGUAGGGUAGAGUAACACCAAAUCCAGUUUGGUUUCAUCAACUGGAUUAAGUUUGUUCUCUGCAGCUAAACGAAGGCUGGAGGUAGGUGCAGUUCAGCGUUAGCUGCCCUGCAGUGAAGAUACCUACAUUCAGAUAGGCUAUAAGGAAGGUGCAAGUUUGAUUUGCAGCUGGUUUGAUUACAUGUGUACAAUCAAGAGAAAUGAUGUGGUGUUUCUCAGCCUGGUAGCUAAGCGAUAUAAGCUGCCUUUUCCCUAGUGGAAAUACUUACAUAGAUUAAGUUUUGCUAAAUUGCAUUUCAGGAAAUGUUGGUUUCUCUUUGCUUUCUCCAAAGAGCCAAGCAGUAAGCCAGCUCGCUCCUCAGGACUGUGAGUGGGAGCAAGCUUUGGAAAGAUCUGGAGUUCCAGAAGUCGCGAUUCUCUAGUUGCAAAAUAGGCAAGUGGAAGCCCAGUGCUGUGUCUGUACAGGUGGUGGUAUUAUUUUUACUUUACAGUGAAACUUGGUGCAGUUUGACACUAGUAUUCAGCCAGACAGUCUUUAUCUUCCAGCUGCUCCAGUUUACAGAAAACUUGGCUAUUGAGAGAACAAAUUCUCUUUUGUAAAAAUGUUUAUGAAAAAUGGUACUUGAGCUCUACUGGAAAAGCCAGCGUAACGAAGCCCCUUGUAGAAAGACAGCUUACUGGCUUUUUCCUGUUGAAUUGUACCUAAGCUCUUUGCUGCUGGUCCAGUUACGUCAGCAAUGCUCUUUUCUCCACCAUCACUUAAGCAUUGCUGUUGUGCAGAACUGCAGACCUCCUUGUAAAUUAAGUAAAAUUCUGGUGGGAAAAGUUCAUUACUGUUUGCUGACAAGUUGCUACAGCUAAUUCCACUAGUACAAGUCUCCUGAGGUAAAUUCAGUUGCAAAUGGGAGGGAGCCAGCGUUCCUAUGACAAAUGGCAUUAACACAUGCGAAUAAGUGAACUAUGUUCAAGGCAAUUAGGCCUUGAUUUCCCAGAUUCCAAAUACCUUGUUUGUAAGCUUAUGUUGGAAUCUGAAGGGCAGUUUUAGGCUGAUAUUUGUUUAACUUGUCCGAAGUUAGCUCUUAAGGGGCAGACAUUAAAAACAUGGGUGAUAAAUAAAGUUGCAGCUCAAAGGGCUUUUCCUAAUUAUUAAAA
Molecule: messenger RNA, 6244 nt
Organism: Cygnus atratus (black swan)
Lineage: Eukaryota; Metazoa; Chordata; Aves; Anseriformes; Anatidae
Gene: GZF1
Product: GDNF inducible zinc finger protein 1
Exons: 11
Coding region: 84-4901 (1605 amino acids)
Biological process (GO): regulation of cytokine production; regulation of immune system process; negative regulation of transcription by RNA polymerase II
Molecular function (GO): protein binding
Source: RefSeq, a predicted model, not a curated record